AAGCUCAAAAAAAGUUUGCUUAAAAAAAGUUGAGCUGUAUAGGGUUUGUGUCGAUUCUAAAUAAUUUUCGAUAUAAACAGAUAUUAACUAAGAAUAUAAUGUUGGAAGGGAAAGCUAAGGUGAUGGAAAGCGACAUGCCGGAGAAGAUUCGGAUUCAUGCCAUGGCCUCCGCCUCUCAAGCCCUCGACAUCUUCGACGUCUCCGACUACACUUCCAUCGCAGCCUACAUAAAAAAGGAUUUCGAUAGGACUCAUGGGACUGGAUGGCAAUGUGUGGUUGGAUCCAAUUUUGGAUGCUUCUUUACACAUUCAGAAGGAACAUACAUUUACUUUGCAAUGGAGGCUCUAAAUAUUCUUAUUUUCAAAGCAGCACCUGCAGCAGCAUGACUUCCAAUGCAUAAAUAAAGACACAAGAAAUCUUUCAUUGUAAUGAAACCCUAAUAAUUUACACAAGAUCUUUUGCAACAUCUCAUAAUGUAUAUUGAAGCCCGAUCGUCUUUCAGUUAUGGGAUAAAGGUUUACAGAUGUUAGCUGCUCUUUUUCGCUAUAUACGUUUCAUAUAAUUCAAAGAAUUCGACAUAUAGAACAAUUUUCAUCAA
Andrographis paniculata is the source of this 598-nucleotide messenger RNA. RefSeq lists its product as uncharacterized. Gene Ontology annotation, molecular function: dynein intermediate chain binding; dynein light intermediate chain binding. NCBI's taxonomy places the organism in Eukaryota, Viridiplantae, Streptophyta, Magnoliopsida, Lamiales, Acanthaceae. The coding region runs from base 99 to 386 and encodes 95 amino acids. Gene Ontology annotation, biological process: microtubule-based process. Gene Ontology annotation, cellular component: dynein complex. The record is from RefSeq and is a predicted model, not a curated record. The transcript has 2 exons.